CUUCCCUAGGUUUAGCUGCCGUGCUUUCCCGCUCCAGCGCCAGCAGCCGUCUGCGUCGCUGUGGCUGUGGCUGUCGCCGUCGCCUCUGCCGCCGCCUCGCCUCCGCCGUGCGCUCCUCAGAGCCCCGCGUCCCGCCAUGCCCAACAUCGUGCUAUUCAGCGGCAGCUCGCACCAGGACCUGUCCCAGCGCGUGGCCGACCGCCUGGGCCUGGAGCUGGGCAAGGUGGUCACCAAGAAGUUCAGCAACCAAGAGACCAGCGUGGAGAUUGGUGAAAGCGUGAGAGGGGAAGAUGUCUACAUCAUCCAGAGUGGCUGUGGAGAAAUUAAUGACAACCUGAUGGAACUCCUCAUCAUGAUCAAUGCCUGCAAGAUUGCGUCAUCGUCCAGGGUGACGGCUGUGAUCCCGUGUUUUCCAUAUGCUCGACAAGAUAAAAAGGACAAGAGUCGUGCUCCAAUUUCUGCAAAGCUUGUGGCCAAUAUGCUCUCGGUGGCUGGGGCGGAUCACAUCAUCACCAUGGACCUGCACGCCUCUCAGAUACAGGGAUUCUUCGAUAUUCCUGUGGAUAAUUUGUACGCGGAGCCCGCAGUCCUGCAGUGGAUUCGGGAAAACAUCGCCGAGUGGAGGAAUUGCAUCAUCGUGUCACCCGACGCGGGGGGAGCCAAAAGGGUCACGUCCAUCGCAGACAGGUUGAAUGUGGAAUUUGCUUUGAUCCACAAAGAGAGGAAGAAGGCGAACGAAGUGGACCGGAUGGUUUUGGUGGGUGAUGUGAAGGACCGCGUGGCCAUCCUCGUGGACGACAUGGCUGACACAUGUGGCACCAUCUGCCACGCUGCGGACAAGCUACUCUCGGCUGGAGCCACCAAAGUUUAUGCUAUCCUUACCCAUGGGAUCUUCUCUGGGCCAGCUAUUUCCAGAAUAAAUAAUGCUGCCUUUGAGGCUGUUGUUGUCACAAACACAAUUCCACAAGAGGACAAAAUGAAGCACUGCACCAAGAUUCAGGUCAUUGACAUUUCCAUGAUCUUGGCGGAGGCGAUCCGAAGGACACACAACGGGGAAUCUGUGUCCUACCUGUUCAGCCAUGUCCCGCUAUAAAUCCAGAACAUGCAGUGUCCAGCAAUCCUACUCUGACUUCUGAGUUGUUUUCGUUAGUCUGAUUUUUUUAGCUUUAGGACUCAGCAAUGAUAACAUAAUCACUGGCAAAAGCAUCAGAUCUUUGUAUACUCUCAGAUUCAUUGUUUCCCUUUCUAAAGCUCAAGAUCAUUUCUUUCCAGUGUUUUGGGGAGGGUGGUGGUUAUUUAGUCUUUAAAGGAACCAUCUUAAGUGAGAAAUGUUUUUGUCAUCUUCACUUGUUCUGACAGGUGAUCUUUUCCUUUGUUCUUUCAGUACUUUGAGGCAACAACUUUCAAAUGUAUAAUUUCAUCGUGGGAGUUCAUACUUUAUAUAUUUCGAGGUUGCCAAAGGUGACUUCAGAUUAAAGCCUUCUGUGUAAAUAUAAUGAUAAUGCCUAUGGACAUUUGGGUAAAACCCUGUAUAGAAUGAGCCCUUUACUUUGGAGUAAACCUUAAAAAAAAUUUAUAAUACCAUGAAUUUUUAAUUUUUCUUUUCUUUUCUUUUUUUUUUUGUAACCAUCUUGUUUAUUGUACUUAAUUUGGACCAAAUUUUACUUAGCUUAAGAUGGCCACUGACACAUUUAUUUUUUGGUAAACAAAAUCAGAGGCAAUGUACUUCUGUAUUCUGUAUCUUUUUUUUAUAACUACUUCUGAAACACGUUAUAACUGUUACUUACCAAAUGCCAUGACCUAAAAUUCCAAAAUUAUAUUCAGCAAUUGCUCUGAUUUGGAAAUUCUUUUGAGAUACAAUCUCUGAGUUCGUUGUCACAUUAGUGCUCCCCUCUGUCCCUCCCAGAUGGACCAUUCUUUGGAAUGCGCCUCAUGUCCCAACAUCUUGUUCUUUUAUAUCAUAUUUUUGACUAUAGCAUUUACUUUGCAUUUUUUCCCACUGAUUUCAUUUCGUAGAUAUCCACUGAAAUAAAGACUCCCUUAGAUCCUCUCAGAUUUACUAUUCUGAUCAUUAUCUUGAUUUUGACAUAAAUAAAAGGUGACUUUUUAUGAGAGCCACCGAAUGCAUAAACAUUAUUUCAUUAGUUUUGAUUCAGUGUUCUUUUACCCUUUGUAAUCAGAAGUAGUAAGUCUCUAGCAACUGGCAAUUUUAACUAAAGCUGUUCUAUGAAAAAUAUGGGUGGGAGAGGCCUAUGAAAAAAGUACAGAUUAAUGAACUUCAGUUGCUCCAGUAGGAUAAUGUUUUAAAAGUGGCUCAGAAGUGUCUGUAGAGAGGAAAUUCACUGAUGAUUGCAUUGUCCAUAAGGUGACCCUCACAACAUGCUCCUAAGGGAAGUGCCUUGCUGCCUCUGUGGCAGAAGUCAAGCAUUGGCUCUUUGUGAAUUUUAUUAUAUGUACAUUGGUAGACAACGAGUUAAAUUCUUCAGCCCUGAAAGAAGAGGAUUUGCAUAGGCAAAGCCUAGAAAUAAUGAACAGCAGUCUCUCCCUUCUGCUGAAUAAAUUGUCUGCUCUAAAUUUUGCAGGUGGAAAAAUGAAAUCUAUUUAAUAGAUCAUUGACAUUUCCAUGGUAUAGGUGCAAAAAAAGGGAAAAACAUAAAAAAAAAUAGAAUAGAUCAUUAACAAAGUUGAACAGCAAUCUUUAGGGUUUUAAACUUCACUAUACUAGAGGAUGAAAUGACGUUAGAAAAUACUGUUUUAGUUGCAAAAACUAACAUUUUGCUGUACCUUAAAGUGGCUUGGUAAAGUCAGCUGUGCAGUACAGAUUGACUAUAUUUAGCAAGAGUGUAAAGAGUCUAUUUUGAUGCUACGUAAUUUUUAUUUUUGAUAAAUGUGUGACAUCUGUAUUUCUUGGAGUUUCUAUGCUUGUAUGAAAUAAAGGUGUAAUUGUAAAGACACAUAUGUAGACAGCUUGAUGUGCAAGUGUGCAAGUUUAAACAUGUGGACGGGACUAAAGCCAGUUGAUUUAGUAAAAGGUAAUCAUUUUAACUAAGAUAUUUAAAGUCUAGGAAUGUAUAGAGCUAGUUUUAAAAUACUGAUCUUCAGAUAAAAAACGAGAUUAAGGAAAUCUGCAUUGGUAUUCUCUGAAUUAAGCACUGAUGGUUUCUAUCAUGCUUUAGCUCCACUUUUGUAUUUCAAAGUACUUCUGAAUACAUUUAUGAACUAAUUAGACUGGACUCAUCCAUACAAAGUGGAAAUUCAGACCUUAACUAUUUGAUGUUUCCAGUUCAACAAAGCCAAUUGAAGACUGCCUGGUAAGCAGUAGAGUCCCAGAACUUUCUCGAUCUUUGCUGCUCCUAGUGUGGAAACCUGAGACCACCAAACAUAUCGAUCCUGCCCAACUCUACUGAAUGGGGGUGGGCUUGGCAUAUGUCUAGCUAAAAAGGGAAGCCAUAGAAAUAUGAAUACACCAAAGUUGUUUAGCCUCAGCUUAAAUUAUAUUAGUCAACUUGUAGAUGAUACCUUUUCUUUGUUAAAUACAAUGUCAGCUAGGAAUAUAUCAUUUGAAGUGCUUGUAUUGAUUUGGGUAUAGGACUUUAAGAUCCUUCAACAUUGUACUAAAACAUUUCAAUAAAAUCAUGCUGACAACUUUCUUUCAUAA
This is a messenger RNA of Microcebus murinus (gray mouse lemur), 3658 nucleotides long. It is a transcript of the gene PRPS2, whose product is annotated as phosphoribosyl pyrophosphate synthetase 2. Lineage: Eukaryota; Metazoa; Chordata; Mammalia; Primates; Cheirogaleidae. Gene Ontology annotation, biological process: 5-phosphoribose 1-diphosphate biosynthetic process; purine nucleotide biosynthetic process; ribonucleoside monophosphate biosynthetic process. The record is from RefSeq and is a predicted model, not a curated record. Gene Ontology annotation, cellular component: ribose phosphate diphosphokinase complex; cytoplasm. Gene Ontology annotation, molecular function: ribose phosphate diphosphokinase activity; magnesium ion binding; ATP binding.